UUCGGAUUUUGAGGCUAAUUUUUUGAGAGCUCCAGAGCUCCAGCUCGGCUGCUUCGACAAGGGAGCCCGUCGCCCACCAACCGGUCCGACAUGCAAGCCGCCAUCCGAGCCUACGCCAGCCCAGCCCCCCGAGGGCUGAGGCGCCUGGCAUGCCAACAUCGCGGCCUCGCCGUUUCGGCGCCGUUGUUGCGGUCCGGUCCAGAUGCCAAGGCUGACCAUGCCGACGCCGCAACCCCCGCGCCGCCGCCGCCGCCGCCGCCGCCAGCUGCCGCUGCCCCGAGCCCGUUCGGCAACGCCCCGAGAUCGUACGGCCGGCGGGCCAGCGAGGAUUUCAUCCCCCAGCACCUCGGGCGGCCCAUCGGCAUGGCGAACCCCCCGCGUCCUGGGGAGAACACCGGGCUGGACACGCGGUCGUUGCGCGAGCGCCGCGACGACUUUGUCGACUACGGGAAGCACCUGGCCCGCCGCAAGGAGCUCACCCAAAAGAUCUCGCGGCCCUACUUCCGCGACUGGUCCAAUAUGAAAUAUCAGGAGGGCAAGUCCUUUCUCGCCCCGCCCCGAAUUUUCAAGGCAGACAGGUCCCUGUACUUCCCCAACUUCUUUGGCCGCACCCUGUCCAAGACGGACCCGGGCCCGCACGACACCACUCCGGCCCUUUUUGGCAAGACCUCGGUCGUCGCCGUUUUUAGCAGCGCCUGGGCCGAACAGCAGGUCGAUACCUUCGUCUCGCCCAAGGCGAACCCUGAGCUCCACCAUAUCCUCGACGGUAGCGGCGCCGCCGCCCAGUUGGUGCGUCUCAACAUCGAGGACAAUGCCCUCAAGGCCUGGAUCAUCCGCCUUUUUAUAGGCUCGCUGAGGAACCGGGUUGGAAGUUCGAACUGGGACAAGUAUUUUCUCGUCAGGAAUCCGGUCUCUCCGGAGAUCAGCGAAUCUAUCGGCAUCCUCAACGCAAAGGUCGGCUACACCUAUCUCGUCGACAGCGACUGCAGGAUAAGAUGGGCCGCCAGCGGCAACAGCCAGCCCGAGGAGAGAUCCAGCCUUGCCAAGGGGCUCGAGAGGCUCCUGCGAGACUGAAAACGGCGUAAUCUGAGUAGGUAGGGAGUGAGCAAUGCAGUCUGCUAAGCAUCAGAAGAAGAAAGCUGGCGGGUUGUGUUAGCACCACCAUUUCGAAGAAGCCGCCACUGUCUGUUUGCCGCUAUGGUAAAAUUUCUGUUGCUGAGGACGGGGGACGCUGGAAAUGGACAUGGCCAUGUACAAUAACGAUAAAUGUAAAAAUAAGGAGAAAUAGACAAACUAAAAAGAAAAAAAAAGAGAAAUCAUACCAGACG
Gaeumannomyces tritici R3-111a-1 is the source of this 1328-nucleotide messenger RNA. Its product is annotated as mitochondrial ATPase complex subunit ATP10. Gene Ontology annotation, cellular component: mitochondrial inner membrane. NCBI's taxonomy places the organism in Eukaryota, Fungi, Ascomycota, Sordariomycetes, Magnaporthales, Magnaporthaceae. The transcript has 2 exons. Bases 91 to 1074 code for a protein of 327 amino acids. The record is from RefSeq and is a predicted model, not a curated record. Gene Ontology annotation, biological process: mitochondrial proton-transporting ATP synthase complex assembly.